AUGAAGCUCGCCGUCUCUGCUGUAGCGGCGGCUGCCCUCGUCGACGUGGCUGUCGCCUCUGCCCCAGCCAUUGUCAUUAAGGGCUCUAAAUUCUUCUACGAAAACAACGGCACGGAAUUCUUCAUCCGUGGUGUGGCCUACCAGCCCCCCUAUGAUGACGACGGCACGACGACCUCCGCUGGCACGGUGGAUUUCGUCGAUCCCCUCGCCAACGAGACCAUCUGCAAGCGGGAUCUGCCCUACCUGCAGGAACUCAACACCAACGUGGUGCGUGUUUACGACGUCGACCCCGACGCGGACCACACCACCUGCAUGAAUCUGUUCGCCGACGCAGGUAUCUACGUGCUGGCGGAUCUGUCCUCGGCGGACUACUCCAUCGACAGCAGCGACCCGGAGUGGAACAUUGACCUGUACAACUACUACGCCAGCGUGGUCGACUCGCUGGCCAACUACACCAACACUCUGGGCUUCUUCGCGGGUAACGAGAACUCCAACAGUGUCAACACCACCGGUGCCAGUGCCUACGUCAAGGCCGCCGUGCGUGACAUGAAGGCCUACAUCAAGUCCAAGAACUACCGCUCCAUCGGUGUCGGUUACUCCGCUGCUGAUGUCUCCGAGAUCCGUACCGACCUCGUCGACUACUUCAACUGCGGUGACUCGGACGACUCCGUCGACUUCUUCGGUGACAACGUCUACGAGUGGUGCGGUGACUCCACCUACACCGAGUCCGGCUACAACGUCAUGACCGAGGACCUGAGCAACUACUCCGUCCCUUACUUCUUCUCCGAGUACGGUUGUAUCACCGUCCAGCCUCGUUCCUUCAGCAACGUCCCCGUCAUGUACGGCCCCAAGAUGGACUACUGGCUCGCCGGUGGUAUCGUCUACGAGUACUUCCAGGAUGCCAACGACUACGGUCUGGUCACCAUCUCCGACGGCUCCGUCAGCACCCUGACCGGCUUCUCCUCGUACUCCAAGGAAAUCAACAGCGUCAGCCCCACCGGCACCAACAGCGCCAGCUACACGCCCACCAACACCGUCGCCCGGUCAUGCCCGACCGUCGGCUCCAGCUGGGAAGCCGCCAGCGCACUGCCCCCGGCGCCCAACUCGGAACUCUGCUCCUGCAUGGAGGAGACCCUCUCGUGCGUGGUCAAGGACAGCGUGUCGAGCAAGAAAUACGCCGACCUGUACAGCACCGUCUGCGGGUACGGCGUGUGCGAGGGCAUCACCGGUAACACCACUACGGGCAAGUACGGCGCCUACAGCAUGUGCACGACCAAGCAGAUGCUCAACUGGGCCUUGAACGCCUACUACGAGGAGCAGAAGGAGAAGGGUAACGGUGCCUCCGCCUGUGACUUUGCUGGCUCGGCUACUACUACCUCUACUACUUCUCCUACUGGUACUUGCUCGUCUCUGCUCAAGGCUGUUGGCACUGCUGGUACCGGUACCGUGUCGUUGUCGGCUGCUGCCGGUACGAGCACUGGUGACUCCGGCAGCAGUGGUUCGGAGAGUAGCUCUGCUGGUGUGCCUGGGUACAUGAGCUACACUGCCACGCUUGGGUUGGGUCAGUUGGUCGUGUUUGUUGCUGUCGGUGUGUUGUCUGGUACUGGAAUGAUUCUUUUGUAGAGUGUUAGUAUUUAGGUUAGGCUGGGGUGGUUGUGUAAUAGUGAAGAUGAUGAGAGGCUGUAGGAAGGUGGGAUUGAUGUAUUAGUGUCG
Molecule: messenger RNA, 1713 nt
Organism: Aspergillus vadensis CBS 113365
Lineage: Eukaryota; Fungi; Ascomycota; Eurotiomycetes; Eurotiales; Aspergillaceae
Product: glycoside hydrolase family 72 protein
Exons: 5
Coding region: 1-1623 (540 amino acids)
Biological process (GO): fungal-type cell wall (1->3)-beta-D-glucan biosynthetic process
Cellular component (GO): fungal-type cell wall; cytoplasm
Molecular function (GO): 1,3-beta-glucanosyltransferase activity
Source: RefSeq, a predicted model, not a curated record